This is a messenger RNA of Ricinus communis (castor bean), 681 nucleotides long. RefSeq names its product thioredoxin H-type-like. The transcript has 3 exons. The record is from RefSeq and is a predicted model, not a curated record. The coding region runs from base 108 to 464 and encodes 118 amino acids. NCBI's taxonomy places the organism in Eukaryota, Viridiplantae, Streptophyta, Magnoliopsida, Malpighiales, Euphorbiaceae.
GGAGAAGAUCAACUCCAAUAUCAAUCUAAGAAGAACAGUUAAAUACAAAAGAAAAUAAAAGUAAACUAGCUUUGCUCAAGAUUCUCAGUUUUUCCGAUAGGAGAAAAAUGGCUGAAGAAGGACAAGUGAUUGCCUGCCACACAGUUGAGGCCUGGACCGAGCAGCUCGAGAAGGGACAGGAGACCAAGAAACUGAUUGUUGUUGAUUUUACUGCUUCAUGGUGUGGGCCUUGCCGUUUCAUAGCUCCAAUUCUUGCAGAGAUGGCCAAGAAGAUGCCUAAUGUCACUUUUUUGAAGGUGGAUGUGGAUGAAUUGAAGUCUGUGGCUGAGGAUUGGGCUGUGGAGGCAAUGCCAACUUUUAUGUUUCUGAAAGAAGGAAAAAUAGUGCACAAGGUUGUGGGUGCCAACAAAGAGGAAUUGCAGAUGACCAUUGCAAAGUAUGCUACCCCGGUUGGAGCAGCAUAGAAGAUGAAGCGCACACUAGGUGCUACUGGCAGUGUAAUUACGGCCUGUUAGAUAUCUUUAUCUCCAGUGUGUAUUUGCGUGAUGAAUUUAUGUUGUAGUGUGACUGCUAUAUGUUACGUUCGUUGGUCUGAGACCCCCACUUGAUGAUGUUUAGUCCUAUCUAUAGCAUUUUCUCCCUGCUUUCAUUAUAUGAGACAUGGAUACCUUGUUUGUAGAA